AUGCUCCCUUCUGUCCUCCUGCUCAUCAACUGGGAGAACCCGUGGUAUACGUGCACGGCGACAUGCGGCGACACACAGGCGCUCGCCGACUCGAUUACGAUAGCGCACGGCUGCCCGCCGGCAACGGUGGACGGAAUCGAGGUGUGCUACAACUGCCUCCUCGCGCUGCCCGACAACUUCCGGGACGCGCUCCUCCCCGCAAUGAGCAACCUGCGCGACGGCUGCAAAAAGUUGGGCAAGACGACGGCGGUCGAUAACGGGCCCGAGCCGACCGCCGCGGACGACGAGGACGACGCGAUGCCCACGCCAAGUGGGGGCACAGUGGUCGUCUACACUCCGGCAAAUGCCACUGCUACCCCGUCUGCGGGGGGCGUUAACGCCAGUACUAGUGGCGGCGCGUCGCCCAGCGUAAGCCCGUCGGCCAAGCCCAGCUCGGCGGGCACGGCAGCAGGGGUUAGUAUCGGCGCGCUGGUCGCGCUCGUCGCGACGUACGCGUUGCUCUGA
This is a messenger RNA of Vanrija pseudolonga, 504 nucleotides long. RefSeq lists its product as uncharacterized. The transcript is spliced from 2 exons. The record is from RefSeq and is a predicted model, not a curated record. The coding region runs from base 1 to 504 and encodes 167 amino acids. NCBI's taxonomy places the organism in Eukaryota, Fungi, Basidiomycota, Tremellomycetes, Trichosporonales, Trichosporonaceae.